GAUGACUUGCUUCUUCGGCACCUUCUGGCAGCCUCUGCUUCUCUCUCGAAAGCCGCACUCUAACUACAAGAGAAAUGGAAGACACGCCAAAACGGCACCGCUACGACGCGGCGGCCUCAGAGAACACGGUCGGUGUGAGUGAUGACCUUUUGGCUUGGCUGUACGUGGACGAGGACGCAGUUUCGCACCUAAUGGAGCUGCUGGAGGACGACGCGGAGAAGGGCUCGGUAAGUUCUGCCACCACCGCAGGCUCCAUGAAGGCAGCAAAAGUGAGGUUUAUUGAAUAUCCGUACUCGUUGCCGUUGAUUUUCCAGCCUUCGACUUCGUACGUCACCAUCAACGGCAACGAAGAGAGCUGCGGGUCUUCGUUCUCGGAGUCGGACUCAUCAGUGAUGGCUAGUGUCGAUAUGAGGGGGAUGCUAAGCAUUGGGAAGCGGCUAGCGCUGUUAGGAGAAGAGGCGUUUGCGUUCGGCGAAUGGAGCGUGGGGGAAGGGACGGGGGAGCCAAGCGAAGAAGAGACGCGUGGAUGGUCGGUUGUUUCUAGGGAAGGAGGAGCAAUGGACGGCUGUGAUGUGUUUGAAUGGGAUGAUAAAAUGCUGGAGAGGUUUCUGGGUGAAGAUUUGGAGCAGUGAAUAGUGAGGGUUUGUAAUUUCUUUACAUUUUAAAAAAGAAGUGUGAAAUGUAAAUAGAAUAUUAGAAUAUACGGAGAAAAGUAGGAAGAGAAUCGUUUCCCUUCCUCUCUAUGUUUUUUUUUUUGUUUGGUUAGUUCUGUAAAGAGUACUUACCCAGAAAGUUGAAUAGGAAGGAAGGAGAGAGAAUAGUAGGCAAACACUUCUAUUUUCAUUUUUUUUUUAUUGCAUCUCUUUCUUCUUUUUGUUA
Molecule: messenger RNA, 879 nt
Organism: Carya illinoinensis
Lineage: Eukaryota; Viridiplantae; Streptophyta; Magnoliopsida; Fagales; Juglandaceae
Exons: 1
Coding region: 75-632 (185 amino acids)
Source: RefSeq, a predicted model, not a curated record